Messenger RNA from Fusarium graminearum PH-1, 1206 nucleotides. RefSeq lists its product as uncharacterized. Gene Ontology annotation, biological process: mRNA export from nucleus. The record is from RefSeq and is a predicted model, not a curated record. The transcript is spliced from 5 exons. NCBI's taxonomy places the organism in Eukaryota, Fungi, Ascomycota, Sordariomycetes, Hypocreales, Nectriaceae. Bases 254 to 1015 code for a protein of 253 amino acids. Gene Ontology annotation, molecular function: mRNA binding. Gene Ontology annotation, cellular component: nucleus.
CCAAACUUCAUCCAUCUACCAUCAAUCUACGCCCACUCUCAAACCCAAUCCAAAUAAUCCCUUUCUUUAUCAAGGCCGCUUUAGUCACUUUUGCGCGCCUCUUCUUUCAUCCUGAGUCUAUCAGACUUUAUUAUCCCACCUUUCGCGAUCACAUUCUCUUCGAUCCAACGCGACUUUCGCGCCUACGACGUCAAGACUUCUCGUCAGUCCUUAUUUGACCUCUUUGUCACACUUUCAUAAAACACACAUCAUAAUGUCUGGCAAGCUCGACCAAGCUCUCGACGACAUCACCCAGGCCCAGCGCCGUGGUGCUCGCCGUCGCUCCAACCCUCGCCGCGCUGCCGGACGCCCUGCUGCGGCCGCUCCUAUCGGUGGUAUCCAGAAGAACACCAAGCCCGCACGCGGUUCAGGCGCGAAGCCCGCUCCGGCCAAGGCCGCUCCCACCAACAGUGACAGCAAGAUCAUUGUGAGCAAUCUGCCUAAGGACGUCUCGGAGCAGCAGAUUAAGGACUAUUUCAUCCAGUCCGUUGGACCUAUCAAGCGAGUAGAGCUUGUCUACGGCCCCAACUCACAGAGCCGCGGUGUCGCCAACGUCACCUUCCACAAAUCCGAUGGCGCUAGCAAGGCCUUCCAGAAGUUGAACGGUCUUCUCGUUGACAACCGACCGAUCAAGAUUGAGAUCGUCGUCGGAGCCGCCCAGGCUGACAAGGUCAUUCCUACCGCCAAGAGCCUCGCUGAGCGUACUAGCCAGCCCAAGGCCCAGGCCAAGGCUCAACCCAAGUCCGCUGCCGCUGACAAGCACAACGCUGGUGCGGCCAAGGGAGCCGCCAAGGGAGCUGCUAACAAGAAGCGCCGUGGUCGCAGCAGCCGUCCCGCCAAGAAGACACAAGAGGAACUCGACUCAGAGAUGGCUGAUUACUUUGUCGCCCCUGCCGCUGAGGCUGCCGGCAACACUCCUGCUCCUGCUGCCGCGCCAGCUCCCACUGCUGAUGCUGAUAUGGAUGAGAUUGCUUAAACUAAGCAACUUGUAACGAUGGCGAUGAGGGAGAGUUAAUAAUAAAAUAUCACGAAGUUGGCUGAUGGCUGAUGGGAAGGAUUGCGAGUUUCGGUUGUCCAGUUUUGCUUCUGCAUUAGAUUACUUUAGGGAGUUAACGUAUCGAAUUUCCCCUACUUCUGAAUCCUUAAUACCAUGGGUUUGAACACAAA